CGUAUUAAAAUCGCCGGCAGUUAGUUUGCCGUAGUCGUUCGCACAAUAGCCACCAUAUAGGAUAGGUAUCGUGUACUUUGCUCUGCUUUGGCGUUCAUUUUUUGUCCCCCCUGGGAUUAAACGUGGAAUUGUUGGUCGAUAAGGUUUGUGACCGCGUUCGCACUUUUCUUAGGAAUCUCAAACCAGCAUUUCGCAUUCAUCCAUCGGGAACAUGACCGAGGAAAAAAGACCGCUGGACGUCAUAAUAUUCGGUGCAACUGGGUUCACCGGUAAAUAUACAGUACUCCAGGCCAUCAAAUUGCUGGACGGUUUGAAAUGGGGCGUCGCUGGACGAAAUAAAGAUAAGCUUAUUUCAGUCCUUAAUUGGGCAAGUACCGAUCUUGCGGAGAUUCCGAUAGUCAUCGCAGAUGUUAAGGAUCCGGAAUCGCUGAACGCGAUGGCCAAGCAAUGCCGAAUAGUGGUGAACUGCUGUGGGCCUUAUCGAUUCUUCGGGGAGCAGGUUGUCAAGGCCUGUGUUGAAGCUGGUACACACCACGUGGACGUUAGCGGAGAACCGCAAUACAUGGAACGCAUGCAACUUCUGUAUCAUGAAAAGGCUCAGGAAAAAGGAGUGUACAUAGUAUCCGCUUGCGGUCUUGACAGUAUCCCUACAGAUUUGGGAACCGUGUUUCUGGAGAAUCAGUUCAACGGUGUAGUGAAUUCUGUUGAAUCCUUCAUUGGGGUAACUAACAAAUCGCCAAACGCCGGUGGGGCUGUCAUUCAUUAUGGCACCUGGGAAUCGGCUAUCUAUGGGUUAGCCCACGCAAACGAGCUACGGUCUUUGCGCAGUAAACUCUUUCCAGUGCGUUUGCCCAAUUUUCAACCUCGUCUCAAGGAUCGACCCCUGGUUGGAAAAGUUCGUUCUUUGAACAAUAGCUGGUAUGUUCCGUUUCCAGGUUCUGAUCGUUCGGUUGUCAUGCGUUCGCAGCGCUUCUUCUAUGAUAACGAUAAAAAACGACCCAUUCAAAUGAAGGCUUAUGUUUUGUUCAAUUCAUUAUUGCACGUGAUUUUGAUUGGAAUUUUUGGUGGAAUUUUCGCUCUCAUGUCACGGUUCAAGUUGGGACGUCAACUGUUGUUGAAGUAUCCCGUAUUCUUCUCGGGUGGAUACGUCUCACAUGAGGGUCCCUCUGAGGAGUCGAUGAACAGCACUGACUUUGCCAUUUAUUUGAUCGGUGAAGGAUGGGCAGGGGACAAACAACAGCUGGAGGUCACUAACCAACUCAAGACGCCACCGGAAAAAAAGAUCUACGUCAAGGUAUCUGGAAACAAUCCCGGCUAUGGGUCCACAUGUGUAGCUCUGCUUCUCUCGGCCACCACCAUUCUGAACGAGCAUGCCAAAAUGCCGUCGACUGGUGGAGUUUAUCCUCCUGGAGCGGCAUACUACAAAACCAACUUAAUCGAAGAACUGUGCAAACACGGGUUGAAGUUUGAAGUUAUCGAAAAGCCUAAAUAAAAAAGUUUGGCGCCAAAUUAACAUCACCAUUGAAAA
Molecule: messenger RNA, 1528 nt
Organism: Uranotaenia lowii
Lineage: Eukaryota; Metazoa; Arthropoda; Insecta; Diptera; Culicidae
Product: saccharopine dehydrogenase-like oxidoreductase
Exons: 5
Coding region: 212-1492 (426 amino acids)
Biological process (GO): glycolipid biosynthetic process
Cellular component (GO): plasma membrane; mitochondrion; lipid droplet
Source: RefSeq, a predicted model, not a curated record